This is a messenger RNA of Striga hermonthica, 2934 nucleotides long. The record is from the annotation of a GenBank genome assembly. NCBI's taxonomy places the organism in Eukaryota, Viridiplantae, Streptophyta, Magnoliopsida, Lamiales, Orobanchaceae.
AUGUCAUCCAUACGUGUCAGAAUUGAGAUUCUGGAACGUGCAUUUGAUGAGUGCGGGUCCCUUCUUGAAAAUACAAGGCAGCUAUGGAAAAGAAGUAUGAUGAGUGUUAUUUCUUGGCUCCGUCCGGAAGUUAUGACCUCGGAAUUUAGAUAUGGAUAUGAUACUGUAGGAAAUAUGGAUAUUGAAACACCUCUUGUCGCUGAUGAUGAAUCUUCUGCUUCAAUAAAACAAAUUAGGUUUGAGGUUUCCAGCUUUUAUGAAGCUAUUAAGCCGUCAACGGAGGAGCCAAUGCUGGAAGAUCACCUUCCUGACUUGCUUCCUGAACUGCGGCCUUACCAACGUCGAGCGGCGUAUUGGAUGAUAAAACGAGAGAGAUGUGAUUUUGAACAUUUAGAUGGAAUUGAGACAAGUUGGGCUGUGGCUCCUUUAUGUGUGCCUCUAAAUCUGAUCAACACCUCCGGGAGAAUUUAUUACAACCCUUUUAGUGGGAACAUUUCACUGCAUGCUGCUCAUUGUUCCUCGUAUGUUCCUGGUGGAAUUCUAGCUGAUGAGAUGGGCCUGGGGAAAACUAUUGAACUGCUAUGCUGUGUUUUUGCUCAUCGGAUGCCAUCGUCUGAAGUUGCUAGUGGUUUUGAGGCAAUGGAAGUCGAGAGGACUCAAAAAGUUAAUUUGAAAAGACUGAAAAGGGAGCGGGUUGAGUGCAUAUGUGGAGCUGUAACUGAUAGCUAUAGAUAUGGAGGUCUGUGGGUGCAGUGUGAUUUUUGUGACGCUUGGCAACAUGCAGAUUGUGUUGGGUAUUCUCUGGAAAGAAAGACUCCUAAAUUGGGAGGAGAGACAUGUGAGGAGCACUCAGUUGGAAACUCACGGAAGAAUAAAAGAAGAAAGACUGAUAGUGAAGUGAUUGAGAUGAAUGAUGACUAUAUAUGUCAGACAUGCUCAGAGCUGUUUCAGGCAACAGAAUCUCCAAUUGCUGCCGGUGGAACUCUUAUUGUUUGUCCAACUCCCAUAUUGCUCCAGUGGCAUGCUGAAAUUCUUCGCCAUACAAGACCUGGCUCUUUAAGAAUAUGUGUCUAUGAAGGAGUUCGACAGACUUCCUUCUCCGAUGAACCCGUCAUUGAUAUCGAAGAACUUCUAAAGGCUGAUAUUGUCUUGACAACUUAUGACGUGCUUAAAGAGGAUUUGCCGCAUGAUUCUGAAAGAUAUGAAGGGGAUCGGCGCUUUAUGAGAUAUCGGAAAAGAUACCCAGUUGUUCCAACUCUUCUAACCAGAAUCAUUUGGUGGAGAAUAUGUUUGGAUGAAGCUCAAAUGGUGGAGGGUAAUGCUGCUGCUGCAACAGAAUUGGCACUACGUCUACAUGCAAAACAUCGCUGGUGUAUAACAGGGACUCCCAUACAACGGAAACUUGACGACCUUUAUGGGCUUCUGAGAUUUCUUCAAGCAAGCCCGUUCAAUGUCCUCCGUUGGUGGAUUGACGUUAUUUCUAAUCCAUAUGAGAGGGGAGAUGUACGAGCUAUGACUUUCACGCAUAACUUCUUUAAGAAAAUUAUGUGGCGCUCCUCGAAGGCUCAUGUUUCGGAUGAACUGCAACUUCCUCCCCAGGAAGAAGGUGUUUCUUGGCUCACUCUGUCACCCAUUGAACAGCACUUCUACCAGAGACAACAUGAGACUUGUGUGGAUGAUGCUCGAGAAGUAGUUGAAAACUUUAAAAAAGCAGAUUCCGUGUCCGAUAUCUCAUUUGAUCCUUAUGUCACCAAUGUGGAUGCUGCAAAGCUGUUUAACUCCCUCUUAAAGCUUCGCCAAGCGUGCUGCCAUCCUCAAGUGGGAAGUUCUGGAUUACGUACUUUGCAGAAGUCUCCCAUGACCAUGGAGGAGAUAUUAUCGGUUCUUAUUGGAAAGACCAAGGUAGAAGGCGAGGAUGCCCUUAGAAAAUUAGUCGUCGCGUUAAAUGGACUUGCGGGCAUAGCCAUAAUCAAGCAAGAUUUUUCUCAAGCGGUAUCUUUGUACAAGGAGGCACUUGAUUUGGCUGAAGGGCACUCGGGCGAUUUCAGAUUGGAUCCUCUGUUGAACAUUCACAUUCAUCAUAAUCUUGCUGAAGCACUACCACUCAGCGACAAUAUCUUGCCACAGGAAUCUAUUUCCAGAAUUGAGAAAUUAAUAUCUGGGACUUGUGACGAAAAGGAUAAUCAUGCUGCCAAGGGUGAUUCACCUACUUCUUCAUCAUGCUUGUUGAGCAAUGGUGAUUCAAGUUGCAAUGUUCAGCAGCAUGUGUCGACUUGUGUUCAAUGCUUACAACGGGCAUGUGAAGAGCUAAAACACAAGUUCUUGUCUAUAUUUACAUCAAAGCUAUUCGCUGCUCAGGCGGAGUUCAGGAGAAUUUAUGAACAGGUUCAUGAUUAUUUGACAGAAAGGGAAAAUCAGAGCGCAACUUGGUGGUUAGAUGCCCUGCAUCACAUUGAGCAAGACAAUGAUUCAUCUAAUGCCCUGAUACAGAAAAUAGGAGAAUCUCUUUCUAGCAACUUGGACAAGAGAUCUAGAAUUCCUUCCUGGUUAGUGAUGGCUGCUUUCUGCUUUCAAACCGAGGCACAAGCUGUCGGCAGGGUACACCGAAUAGGGCAGGAGCAUAAAACUCUCGUUCACCGUUUUAUAGUGAAGGAUACCGUUGAGGAAAGCAUAUAUAAACUGAACAAAAGCCGGAACACAAGCUCGUUUAUCAGCGGGAACAGAAAGAACCAAGACCAGCCUUGCCUUACUCUAAAAGAUGUCGAGUCCCUAUUCCGAGUUGCGCCAGCUGGCUGUACGGAAAAUCAGACGAGUGUUAACCGGAGAGGUUUGAGGGAUCUUCCAGCUUCUGUAGCGGCUGCCAUUGCUGCUGAAAGAAGAUUAAUGGGGAUUGAUGGUAGCAAUGCCAUUGAUGAAGAUGCGGAGCGAAAUUAA